AUAUUUUGUAUCAAGGAGUUUUAAAGCUGUUCAUUGACUCGAGAGCCUUUGUGUUUUGUAAAGCAUGGCGGAAAAGCGCGUGCCUUCCAGACCCUGCGGAUCCCAGGGUCUUCAACUGAGUGCACAGGGCUUGGGGUGCAUGGGCAUCUCUUCCUUCCUAUACCUCAGCAAAGAUGAGCAGCCUCCCGACGAUGCUGCAGGCGUUGCAGUUGUCAGCAGGGCGUUGGAGCUGGGUAUAACGCACCUUGACACCAGCGAUAUGUAUGGACCACACACCAACGAGCAGUUUGUUGGGAAGGCGGUGCACGGGCGAAGAGAUAAAUUCACCGUGGCAACCAAGUUUGGCAUCUCCUACACCGAUGGGGUGUGGGGGGUGCAUGGCAGCCCGGAGUAUGUGCGCUCUGCAGUGGAGGGGUCUUUGAAGCGGCUGCGCAUUGAUCAGAUUGAUCUGUACUACCAGCACCGAGUGGACAGAACUGUCCCCAUCGAGGAGACCUGGAAGGCCCUGAAGGAGCUUGUGGAGGAGGGCAAGGUGAAGUACCUGGGCAUCUCAGAGGCGUCGGCCGAUGAGAUCAGGCGCGCGCACAAGAUCCACCCGAUCUCAGCCUGCCAGCUGGAGUGGAGCCUCUGGACCCGAGAUGCAGAGGAGGAGAUCAUUCCUCUGCUGAGAGAGCUGGGCAUCGGCAUAGUGGCAUACAGCCCCUUGGGCCGCGGCUUCCUCACAGGGGCCAUCACUUCCGCUGAUGAUCUGCACAAGGAUGACUGGCGGUUAGAGGGCCAGCCGCGCUUCCAGGAGGGUGCACUGGAGGCCAACUUUGCACUGGUGCAGCGCGUGAAGGAGCUUGCUGCCAGAAAGGGUGUGACACCGGGGCAGCUGGCGCUUGCUUGGGUGCAUGCGCAAGGGCCGGAUGUCUUCCCCAUCCCAGGUACCAAGCGCAUGAAGUAUCUUGAGGAAAAUGCUGCAGCCUUCUUCAUCGAGCUGUCGUCCGAAGACAAGGCGCACUUGGAAGAGAUCUUUGCUCCAGAUAAGGUGGUUGGGGGAAGGUACAGUCAGGAAGUCAUGGACACUAUGACGUUCAGCACAAAGGAGCAGUACACUCCUAUUCAGAUUGAAUAGGACGUGAAGGACAAUUGAGGUGGGAAUAUUCUGUGAAGAAUAAUUGUAAUUGGAGGCCUCCUAGGACCAUCCAGUGAGGGACGGUGGAAAGGUGGUGCUCAUACAGAUUGGAAUUGUUCAAGAGGAAUACAUCUUCAGAUACAACCGGAGCAACCAUUUAAUCGCGUACAUUCCGAAGAACGAAGAACCCUUGAGCUUCCUCAUGUGGGGAAGCUGCCUUCGUCACGGAAGCUGUAACUCUUAUGGCAUAU
Molecule: messenger RNA, 1368 nt
Organism: Coccomyxa subellipsoidea C-169
Lineage: Eukaryota; Viridiplantae; Chlorophyta; Trebouxiophyceae; Coccomyxaceae
Product: putative aldo/keto reductase
Exons: 10
Coding region: 65-1117 (350 amino acids)
Cellular component (GO): cytoplasm
Source: RefSeq, a predicted model, not a curated record